AUGCCGACGGAACUGGAAGAGCUCGUGGGCUUCAUUGCCCAUCCCAACCCUCAGAUCCGUCUGGCUGCCACUGAGAAUCUAGUGCCAUAUUCCACUGCUGAGCCUGCAAUUUUCAAAACGGAAGAGCUUAAGCCCAUCAAGAACUUGAAGCUCUUGAUUCGGGAUCACCCUAAAAUUGCGGAACAUGUCUUGACAAUGUUGGUCAACUUAUCAGGAGACCCUGAAAUUUUGGACGACUUGGCAAAAGACGACAAGUUUGUCGGUGUAGUACUGGAUCACAUCGUUGGUCAACAAGAGCCCAAUGCCAACCUACUAGCCAUGCUCCUCGCCAAUCUCGCCAAACAAGACAGUCUGAAAUCCAUCCUGGAAAGAAAGCAGUCCGCCCCAGAGGCCCUCAGCUCCGACGACUCCAUCAUGAACCAGCUCAUGGACCUCUUCGUCAAGGGCCAAGACGGCGCAUACAACAAGAAAGCUGACUACGACUACCUCGCCUACGUGUUUGCCGAUCUAUCCAAACACGACAGCAUCCGGAGCUACUUUCUAACCGAACAGAAAUACGACCAAGUCAUCCCCCUCACUAAAAUCAGAGUCUUCACAGAGCACAAGUCCGACGUGAGAAGAAAAGGCGUCGCGAGCACCAUUAAAAACGUCGCCUUUGACAUUGACUCCCACCCUGCGUUCCUGGACGAAGACGGCAUUAAUCUCCUGCCGUACGUGCUGCUGCCUAUUACUGGAAAUGAAGAGUACGACGUGGAGGACACGAUGGAGAUGUUGCCGGAUUUGCAGCUCCUGUCGCCUGACAAGAAGAGAGAUCCGGAUAGCAAGAAUAUCCAGACACAUAUCGAGACGUUGACGUUGUUGACGACGACGAGAGAAGGCAGGGAUCUGAUGAGGAGGGUCAAGGUGUAUCCGAUUAUUAGGGAGACUCAUAUACGGGUGGAUGAUGAGGAUGUGAGAGAGGCGUGCGAGCGGCUGGUGCAGGUUUUGAUGAGAGAUGAAGAGGGCGAGGGGAAGGAGGAGGAUGGUUUGAGUAACAGGGUGCAAGAGAUUGAUGAGGAUGACGAGCUUGUUGAGGUUUAA
Pochonia chlamydosporia 170 is the source of this 1080-nucleotide messenger RNA. RefSeq names its product DNA-binding protein hgh1 protein. NCBI's taxonomy places the organism in Eukaryota, Fungi, Ascomycota, Sordariomycetes, Hypocreales, Clavicipitaceae. Bases 1 to 1080 code for a protein of 359 amino acids. The transcript has 4 exons. The record is from RefSeq and is a predicted model, not a curated record.